Messenger RNA from Mesorhabditis belari, 1311 nucleotides. Lineage: Eukaryota; Metazoa; Nematoda; Chromadorea; Rhabditida; Rhabditidae. The record is from the annotation of a GenBank genome assembly.
AUGAAGAUCAGGAUGACCGAUUUUACAAACGUGUUUUUAUUUUUCUCGCAAAUGGUUUUCGGUCAAAAUAGCGGCGAUUUCAAUCAACAGAAAAUCAUGGAAUCACAGAUCAUCAACUCGACUUUUGGAUCAUCCACCUAUGAUCGCCAAAUUUUGGGCGAUUCCCCAACCACUCUCUCAGCUUUUCUUCUUGUUACACAUUUAGAGAAAAUGGAUGAUGACUCGCAAACGUUGACUUUUCAUGGAUCAUUGCAAGUCAACUGGAAAGACGAGCGCUUGAAAUGGAAUUCAAGUGCUUUUGGUGGAGUGACAUCAUACGGGAGAUCGAGACAAGAAAUCAAGAAAGAACCAUGGAUACCACAGCUGUACUUCACAGAAAUAAUGAACAGCCGUCCCCGUCCCACUUACAAUGAUUUGGUGAUGCUCUCGUUUCUCAACAAUGGAAUGGUUUUCAUGACGUUUGAUGUCUCUUUCCGUACCACUUGCCGUUUCGAUACCACCGAAUUCCCAUUUGAUUACGCCUAUUGUACUUUUCACAUGUUUACAGCUUUCCCGGCUAGCAUAAUUCAAUUCCACGAUCGAGUUUUCUUCGGUGAUGUGAGAGAUUUUCGAAACAUACGAAAACAAGAACUCCUCGAGACGGGUCGCUUUCAAUUGCUCAACACCACCGGCCACCAUGUGCUCUUCUUAGGCCAGAAACCUGUGGAAAAAAAUCCAAAGUACGCAAAGAAACAUCUUCGUUCUGUCGUCGAGUUCAACAUAUUGUUGCAACGGAAUUUCCCCAUCUAUGCCCCAACAAUCGUCAUCCCGUUGCUCGUCGUCGCUUUCUUAUCCAUGAUGUUAUCCUGGCUCCCUGCAUCUGGCCUCUCAUUGAGAUUGUCUCUUCUUAGCAUUUUAGCUCAACUAAUGCUUGGCACAAUCCUUGUCGAAGCGAUGCCUGUUGAUUUCAAGUCAACACCAAGAAUUGCCACUCAAUGCGCGUGGAUUCUCUUCCUUUCGAUGGUUUGUGUCGCCAGAAAUGGUUGCGAGAUGUGGCUUGAAAAGGACUCGACUCUGCACCGUUGUGUGAAUGGGUUAGAGCUGGUGGACAACGUGGAACGGGAAUGCAAUUUCACUGUCACUUGCCAAUUCUAUCCGAAUUUGAACGAGUGCAUGGUAAAAAGACUGGGUGAUGCUUGUGGAGGAAUGAAGGGACGAGCAGCCUACGCCUUCGAAAUGGAGCUAUAUAUCCAUGCCAAAGAGUCAUCGGAAUGCAAAACGGAAUUCUUGUCUUUCUUGACGAAAAUCCAAAAUGAAUACAAAGGGGUUUGG